Molecule: messenger RNA, 2779 nt
Organism: Gilbertella persicaria
Lineage: Eukaryota; Fungi; Mucoromycota; Mucoromycetes; Mucorales; Choanephoraceae
Product: P-loop containing nucleoside triphosphate hydrolase protein
Exons: 4
Coding region: 205-2643 (812 amino acids)
Biological process (GO): ribosome biogenesis
Cellular component (GO): nucleus
Molecular function (GO): ATP binding; ATP hydrolysis activity; preribosome binding
Source: RefSeq, a predicted model, not a curated record
AAGAGAGAAGGAUUCUAUUUUACUGUAUUGGCCUCCAUGUCUUUUGUUCAUCGUGCGCAUCAUCUCCUCCACUCCCAACACAGCCAGUUGCAUGAACUUUUUUGUCUCAGCACCCGUCUGUCUUGAAAAUGUCCGGUCCGGAUCUUUCUUGAGCCUAUUUAAAAGAUUUUUUUUUCUGUUAUUUAAGCUCGUUUGCUAUUGAACAUGAGAGGUGGAUCAAGAGGAUCAAAAGCUGCUGGGGGUGGUAGUUAUUACCGCAUGUCACGCCUAAACGAAAACAAGAUCUCUAAUUGUCUUGAUCUAUACAAAUCGGAAGGUUUGACCGAUAUGUCACCUUUGGUUUUGAUUGAAUACUGCCUUAAAGUGGAUGCUUCGCUUCGAAGACAAAAGAAGCGUUUGAUUGAAUCUGCUCUCGAGAAUGUACUUGCUGAGAGAGAACAAGGCACACAGUCAGAAACCAAUGAAGUUUCGGAAUCAGUUUCAGGCGAUGAAGAAGCAACAGCCGAAUAUGCUUUGGUACGUGAAAAAAAUGCAUGGAUAUCAGAGUAUUUGCCUCCAGGAUCUUUAAGCACUAAUACUAUUACAAAGCCUGUACAAGAGGAUAAUGCCAUGAAUAAGUCUGUCACUAGUUUGUGGAACAUGCAUACCAAGAGCCCAACAGUGAGUGCUGCACCUUCCGAAAUAACAACACCUGUUCAAGAAGAAGCACCCGAAGAACCAGUUAAUGAGACAACCAAAUCAAAAAAGAGAUCCAAGCCUGUUUCCAAGGAGACAGUAUCUAAACGCCCCAAGACAUCUAAUGAAGGCAGAGAAGCACCUUUUAUUCCUACAGCCAAAUUAUCUGAUCUCGGUGGGAUUGAUCACUGUAUUGAAGAAAUUAUGGAAUUGAUUGCUAUGCCUUUAGCACAUCCUGAAGUCUAUCUUCAUACGGGUGUUCAACCACCUCGAGGUGUCUUGUUGCAUGGUCCUCCUGGCUGUGGUAAGACAAGAUUAGCGCAUGCUAUUGCAGGUGAAUUAGGCAUUCCUUUCUUUAAUAUUUCUGCUCCUUCUAUUGUGUCCGGUAUGUCUGGUGAAUCAGAGAAAAAGAUUCGUGAAGUAUUUGAAGAAGCAAGAGACAAUGCACCUUGUCUGUUGUUUAUUGAUGAAAUUGAUGCCAUUACACCUAAAAGAGAAACAGCCCAAAGAGAAAUGGAGCGUAGAAUUGUAGCACAACUCUUGACCUGUAUGGACGAUUUAUCAUGGGAGAAAUGCAACAAUAAGCCUGUGAUGAUCAUUGGUGCUACCAACAGACCUGACUCACUUGAUGCUGCAUUGAGACGUGCAGGUCGUUUUGAUAGAGAAAUCAGUAUGGGUGUACCAGAUGAAAAAGCAAGAGAAAAGAUCCUUAAAGUAUUGGCUUCUAAGCUUCGUUUAGAAGGUGAUUUUGAUUUCUCAGAAUUGGCCAAGGCUACACCAGGUUAUGUGGGUGCAGAUCUUCAGGCAUUGAUCACCACUGCGGGUGUGAUUGCUGUCAAGCGUAUCUUCAAAUACUUGCAAGCUAAUCUGGUCAAACCAAGCGAUGAUAACUCGAUGGAUAUUGAUGAUACCACAGAACCUAUUCAGAUCAGUUCAGUUGAAGAAUUUGAAGCACAAACGCCGCUUGAACAGAUUCGUAAUAUUUCUGAGUUUAUCAAGGCACACAAAGAGCCUUUAACAGAGGCACAACUUGAAUCAUUGGCAAUUACACAACAAGAUUUUAAGCUCUCUUUAAAGAAAGUACAACCCUCUUCUAAACGUGAAGGAUUUGCCACAGUGCCUGAUGUGAGUUGGGAUGAUAUUGGUGCACUUCAGUUUGUACGAGAUGAAUUGCGUAUGGCUGUUGUUGAGCCUAUCAAUCAUCCUGAGUUCUUUGAGCGCGUGGGCAUUACAAACCCUGCUGGUGUCCUGCUAUGGGGUCCCCCUGGUUGUGGUAAGACCUUGUUGGCCAAGGCUGUGGCCAAUGAAAGCAAUACCAAUUUCAUCUCUGUCAAGGGACCCGAAUUACUUAACAAAUAUGUGGGUGAAAGUGAGCGUGGUGUUCGUCAAGUAUUUGCCCGUGCCCGUGCUUCUUCACCCUGUGUCAUCUUUUUUGAUGAAUUGGAUGCCCUUUGUUCUCGUCGUGAAGACCAACAAACAGAUGCUUCUGCGCGUGUAGUCAAUACUUUGUUGACUGAAUUAGAUGGUGUAGAGAACCGUAGUCAAGUAUAUGUAAUUGCUGCUACUAAUCGUCCUGAUAUGAUUGAUCCUGCCAUGUUGCGUCCUGGUCGUCUUGACAAGUUACUCUAUGUUGAAUUACCCACACCAGGUGAACGAUUGGAUAUCCUUAAGAAAUUAAGCAGCAAGACACCUUUGGCUGAAGAUGUGUCUUUAGUAGACGUGGCUAAUGAUCCUCGUUGCGAAGGAUUUUCAGGUGCAGAUUUAGCUUCCCUUGUGAGAGAAAGUGCUGUGGCUGCCCUGAGAUCGAAUUUCUAUGCAUCGGGUGUCAUAGAUACCACUGCUGUCAGUAAUGCAACAGACAUCUUUGUCACCAAAAAGGACUUUGAUACAGCAUUUACAAAAGUGUCGCCUUCUGUUUUGCCUCAGGAUAAACUUCAUUUUGAUAAACUUCGAAAGAAAUAUGGAUAGACUUUGAAAUAAAUAUAGAUCAUUUGCAUGUGUCACUGGAAUAACUGUAUUUCCGAAAUGAAGGAUAAUAACUUGGCUCUUUUAAGCAAUAGGUAACCCACAGAGUGUUAUUUUUCUUUGAUAAAGUUGAUUUAAG